Acipenser ruthenus (sterlet) is the source of this 1462-nucleotide messenger RNA. RefSeq lists its product as uncharacterized. The coding region runs from base 151 to 1422 and encodes 423 amino acids. Gene Ontology annotation, molecular function: protein binding. The record is from RefSeq and is a predicted model, not a curated record. Lineage: Eukaryota; Metazoa; Chordata; Actinopteri; Acipenseriformes; Acipenseridae. Gene Ontology annotation, biological process: signal transduction; negative regulation of B cell proliferation; adaptive immune response. The transcript is spliced from 6 exons.
UGAAACCCCAUUCGCAUACCUGGGAGAAACCUAAACAACAAGUCAACAUGACUCACAACGCAAUUGCUGGAUUCUUGCCCGGUGAGUCUGCGCGCAAUCCUUGCUGGAAACACCCUCAAGAAAAUUAAGCGUGAUUUCCAUUACAAGAAGAUGGCAUCGGCCUGUAAUUCUAGGUGGAUCUUUCUCAUUAUGCUUUUCCUGGUAGUAGGAAGUUUUGCUCAAUCUGAAACAUAUUCAAUUAACGUUGAAGGUAAAGAAAUCAACUGCAGAAAAUGCCCACCUGGUCACAGAGUUGCUGAAGACUGUGGGUUGGGCAGUGAUACUGAUUGCACCAGUUGUGAAGAUGGUACAUAUAUGGAUUUCCCAACAGACUUGCGGAAGUGUUUAACCUGCAGGAAACCCUGCGGGCUUCUUGAAGUAGAAACUGCCCCGUGCAUUCCGACCGUGAACCGGGAGUGCCUGUGUAAAGACAAUGCCUAUCAACUGGACGGAGAGUGUAUGCCUCACAGACAGUGUCCACUUGGACACGGAGUUUACAAAACAGGCACAAACAUGUCCAAUGUACUCUGCAAGCGCUGCAUACAUGGUUAUUUCUCAGAUGUAAUUUCAAGCACCGCAACUUGUAAACGGCACACAAACUGCAUUGGAAAUAAUUUGUCAGUCAGGGAAUUCGGAAAUGGGACAGCUGACAACGUGUGUGGACCAAGACCAGUUAAAUCAUUACUUCAGCCUGGACAGGAUCAACAGAACAUUCAGAACCUAACUCCCGAUUCUACAGAUAAAAACAGUAAUGAAUCAAGAUGCCUUCAAGAGUGCUCACACAACAGUCUGUGUCUGAACACACAAACAGUGUCCACCAUAGCAGUGGUGCUGGUUUUACUGUUAACGCUCUGUGUGACUGGUUGGAGCAUGUAUAUAAGGAAGAGAAAGAAACUAAAGAAACAUGUUGCAGAUUUAACACAGGUUGAUAAACACUGGAAAUUUAUGAACAGAGAGACAGGUACAAAGAGAAAUGCAUUGCAUGUUGUAGCAAAUAUGAUUGGCAAAGACUGGACAAAGCUGCUUGGAGAACUUGGCUAUACAAAGGACUGGCGGACUAUACAAGUUGAAAAUAAGUAUGUGUAUGACCAGGCGCUGGAGGGGCUGAGGAUGUGGACACAAUGGGAAGAAAAAUCAUCGCUUGUGCUCUUAAAACAAGCAGCAAAGGCAAUCGAUAGAAAUGACAUCUAUGAAGCACUGGAUUCACUUACAGAUGAAACAACAAAAACGGCUCAUAAAGAAAAAAAAGACACAACUACCAUUCUUCCUUGCGUAAGGGAAAGAAAAUUAUCAUUUGGUGUGACAAGCAACAUUGGUCACCAGCAUUUGAAGAAGCCGCUACUACAAUCAAAUGCCAUUGCAGGAGAAAUAAAUGAAGAUUGAUAAGAGAAAAACUUUUCACACAAAAAAGGGAUUUUUUUUU